CGUCAGCGCCCCGGUCCCCGCCGCAGCCGCUGCAUCCUCCGUGCCUGGCCUGAGCCGGAGUCCCCCGCGUCCCCUGCGUUCCGCCCGGCCAUGGCUGCGGUGGCGCUGAUGCCACCGCCGCCGCUGCUGCCGCUGCUGCUGCUGUUGGCAUCGCCGCCCGCCGCCUCCGCGCCGCCCGCCCGCGAUCCCUUCGCCCCCCAGCUCGGGGACACGCAGAACUGCCAGCUGCGGUGCCGCGACCGCGACCUCGGCCCGCGGCCCUCGCAGGCGGGGCUGGAGGGCGCCUCGGAGUCUCCCUAUGACAGAGCCGUUCUGAUCAGCGCUUGCGAGCGUGGCUGCCGCCUCUUCUCCAUCUGCCGAUUUGUGGCCAGGAGCUCCAAGCCCAAUGCCACCCAAACUGAGUGUGAAGCAGCCUGCGUGGAAGCCUAUGUGAAGGAGGCAGAGCAGCAGGCCUGUAGCCACGGCUGCUGGAGCCAGCCCGCGGAGCCUGAGCCGGAGCAGAAGAGAAAGGUCCUGGAGGCUCCAAGUGGGGCCCUCUCCCUGUUGGACUUGUUUUCCACCCUCUGCAAUGACCUCGUCAACUCAGCCCAGGGAUUUGUCUCCUCCACCUGGACAUACUACUUGCAGACUGACAAUGGGAAGGUGGUAGUGUUUCAGACUCAGCCCGUAGUGGAGAGCCUUGGCUUCCAGGGGGGCCGUCUGCAGCGCGUGGAGGUGACCUGGCGAGGCUCCCACCCUGAAGCCCUGGAGGUGCACGUGGACCCUGUAGGCCCCCUGGACAAGGUGAGGAAGGCCAAGAUCCGAGUCAAGACAAGCAGCAAGGCCAAGGUGGAGUCUGAAGAGCCACAGGACAAUGACUUCCUCAGUUGCAUGUCCCGGCGCUCGGGUCUGCCUCGCUGGAUCCUGGCCUGCUGCCUCUUCCUCUCCGUGCUGGUGAUGCUGUGGCUGAGCUGCUCCACCCUGGUGACUGCGCCUGGCCAGCACCUCAAGUUCCAGCCUCUGACCCUGGAGCAGCACAAGGGCUUCAUGAUCGAGCCUGAUUGGCCCCUGUACCCUCCGCCAUCGCACACCUGUGAGGACAGCCCACCACCCUACAAGCUGAAGCUGGACCUGACCAAGCUGUAGGCCUCCGCUGGCCCCAUCAUUGCCAAUUGCAGGGGCCCCUCCGGCCUCACUUGCCCUGAGCCCAGGAGUCCAAGGGCAGGGUGGGUCCAGCCUUGAGCCCCUCCACCCCCAAAUCCUUCCUCUCCUCCCAGUCCCACCUCUUGCCCCACGGAGUCCUGGGGAUGCAGUGCCCCAGCUGGGAGGAGGGCGGGAUCGGGCGCUGGUUCCUCCUUUUCCCCGCUUUCUCUGGGGCUUGCUACUUUUUGUCUUCUAUUGUGUGGCUUUCUGAGUAUUUGAAUCCGAGUCCUGUGUCGCCUUCUUUUUUCCUUCUCUGUCCCCUCUCUGGCGGGGGGGAGGCGCUGAGGCCGAGGGGGAGAUGCGUCUUGCUAGGGCUUCCCCAUUCUCCCCAUCCUAGUCUCCAGAGACCCAGCUUCUGAGAGAUGGGGUGUGGGCAUCUCCAUGCCCCUACAGAGCGUGCCUGGGGCUUGUCUGGGGCUGGGAAGGAAUAAACCAUGUAUAUAAAAGA
Messenger RNA from Symphalangus syndactylus (siamang), 1630 nucleotides. It is a transcript of the gene TMEM59L, whose product is annotated as transmembrane protein 59 like. NCBI's taxonomy places the organism in Eukaryota, Metazoa, Chordata, Mammalia, Primates, Hylobatidae. The record is from RefSeq and is a predicted model, not a curated record.